Ananas comosus (pineapple) is the source of this 2257-nucleotide messenger RNA. RefSeq names its product FACT complex subunit SSRP1. The coding region runs from base 139 to 2061 and encodes 640 amino acids. The record is from RefSeq and is a predicted model, not a curated record. Lineage: Eukaryota; Viridiplantae; Streptophyta; Magnoliopsida; Poales; Bromeliaceae. Gene Ontology annotation, molecular function: histone binding; nucleosome binding; DNA binding. The transcript has 16 exons. Gene Ontology annotation, cellular component: nucleus; FACT complex.
AGCGCUCGAACGGGAGUAGAGAGAGAGAGAGAGAGAGAGAGAGAGAGAUAGAUAGAGCUUUUAGAGAGAGAGAGAGAGAGAGAGAGCACGGCGGCGGCGGCGGCGGCGAAGGUGGCGGCGGGGGCGGCGGGGGCGGCGAUGGCGGAGGGGCACCAGUUCAACAACAUCCUUCUUGGCGGCCGCGGCGGCACCAACCCAGGCCAGUUUAAGGUGCAUUCGGGGGGAUUUGCAUGGAGGAAGCAAGGCGGUGGAAAGAUCAUCGAGGUCGACAAAUCCGAUAUUUCUUCUUUGACCUGGAUGAAAGUGCCUAGGGCAUAUCAGCUCGGUGUCAGGAUCAAAGAUGGCUUGUUUUAUAAGUUCAUUGGCUUUCGUGAGCAGGAUGUGAGUACUUUGACAAGUUAUAUACAAAAAAAUAUUGGGGUGACGCCAGAAGAGAAGCAGCUUUCUGUCAGUGGACAUAAUUGGGGUGGUGUUGAUAUAAAUGGCAAUAUGCUUACCUUCAUGGUUGGCUCAAAACAAGCAUUUGAAGUCUCCCUAGCAGAUGUUGCACAAACCCAGUUGCAAGGAAAAACAGAUGUCUACUUAGAAUUCCAUGUUGAUGACACCACUGGGGCUAAUGAGAAAGAUUCUUUGAUGGACUUAAGUUUUCAUGUCCCUACUUCCAACACCCAGUUCGUUGGUGAUGAAAAUCGACCCCCGGCUCAGGUUUUGCUAGAUAAAAUAUCGAAACUGGCAGAUGUUGGAUCUUCUGAGGAGGCUGUCGUUACAUUUGAAGGAAUCGCAAUUCUCACGCCUAGAGGGCGGUAUAGUGUUGAGCUUCAUCUAUCAUUCUUGCGUCUUCAGGGGCAGGCUACUGAUUUCAAAAUCCAAUAUAGCAGUGUUGUUCGACUCUUUCUAUUGCCAAAGUCCAAUCAACCUCAUACUUUUGUUGUAGUCACCCUUGACCCACCAAUUCGCAAAGGACAAACAUUAUACCCACAUAUUGUUAUUCAGUUUGAAACAGAUACCGUGGUUGAAAGGAACCUUUCACUGAGCGGGGAACUGUUGGCUAGUAAAUACAAGGACAGACUAGAUUCUUCAUAUAAGGGCCUAAUUCAUGAGGUUUUCACUAAGAUUUUGCGUGGUGUAUCUGGCGCCAAAGUGACAAGACCAGGUUCAUUCCGCAGUUGCCAAGAUGGAUAUGCAGUUAAAUCUUCACUUAAAGCUGAAGAUGGUUUGCUGUAUCCGCUCGAGAAGGGAUUCUUCUUUCUACCUAAACCUCCUACACUUAUUCUUCAUGAUGAGAUCGAGUACGUGGAAUUUGAACGACAUGGUGCGGGAGGCUCAAGUGUGUCAUCUCACUACUUUGAUCUCCUCGUCAAACUUAAAAACGACCAAGAACAUCUAUUCAGAAAUAUUCAGAGGAAUGAAUAUCACAACCUAUUUAACUUCAUUAGUGGGAAGGGCUUGAAGAUCAUGAACCUUGGAGAUGUGCAAGCUACUACUGGGGUUACAUCUGUUCUUCAGAAUGCUGAUGAUGAUGCUGUCGAUCCACAUCUUGAGCGAAUUAAAAAUGAAGCAGGUGGAGAGGAGAGUGAUGAAGAGGAUGAAGAUUUUGUUGUUGAGAAGGAUGAUGGUGGAUCUCCUACUGAUGAUUCUGAUGAAGAAGAAUCUGAUGCUAGUGAAAGUGGAGAUGAAAAAGAAAAAUCUGCUGCUAAAGAAUCAAAAAAGGAAGCUAAGGCUUCGUCUUCUAAAAGGAAACCCAAGGAUGGAGAUGAAGAUAGUUCAAAGAAGAGAAGGCAGAAGAAGAAGAAAGAUCCUAAUGCACCAAAAAGGGCGAUGUCGGGCUUCAUGUUUUUCUCGAAUGCGGAAAGAGAUAAUAUAAAGAAAAGCAUUCCUGGUUUGUCCUUCACCGAAGUCGGGCGAGCGCUUGGGGAGAAAUGGAAGAAGAUGUCAGCUGAGGAGAAAGAGCCGUAUGAGGCAAUGGCUCGAGCAGAUGCUAAGCGUUACAAGGAGGCCAUGGCUGGAUAUAAGAGCGGUGCCUCUGCCAUUAAUGUGGACUCGGGUAACGAGUCUGAUUAAUUUAAGAAUGGUUUAAUACCAGUAUAUGCUGAUUCUGGUAGCAGUUGAGACUCGCAAUUUUGUUCAGCGCUUCAUAAUUUAAAGUGCGCCCUAAUCAUUAAAAGAGUGAACUUUGUUAUAAAGAUGAUAUUUCUAGUGAAAUAGUGUGUUGAAUCCUCCUAAUGAAGUUGUUCCUGUCUGUCCUUUUAUCAUACUA